AUGAAGUUGACAAGCAGCUGCCAUGCUUCAAAAACACUAAAUGCCAGUAAUAUGGAGACAUUAAUUGAAUGUCGAUCAGAGGGUGACACCAAGGAACAUCCUCUGUUGGCAUCAUGUGAGAGCGAAGAUAGUCUUUGCCAGCUAAUUGAAAUUAAGAAGAGAAAGAAGGUGUUGAACUGGCUCUUUCUCAUGAGAAGGCUUUCUUCUUCAUCAGAUUUUUCUGGGGCUUCAGAGCCAGAAUUGAAGUCAUCCCUAUUUGAUCAGCCCUUGUCAGCUAUCUGCAGUGACAACGACACACCCCCCAGACCCAUUCAGGAUAUUCUCACUAUACUAUGCCUUAAAGGCCCUUCCACUGAAGGAAUAUUCAGGAAAGCAGCCAACGAGAAAGCCCGUAAAGAGCUUAAGGAGGAGCUCAACUCCGGAGGCGUGGUGGAUCUGAAAAGUCUCCCCGUGCACCUCUUGGCGGUGGUCUUUAAGGACUUCCUGAGAAGUAUCCCACUGAAGCUCCUGUCCUGCGACCUGUUUGAAGAGUGGAUGGGCGCCCUGGAGAAGCAGAGUGAAGAGGACAGGAUCGAGGCCCUGAAGCAGGUUGCAGAUAAGCUCCCGCAGCCCAACCACCUGCUGCUCAAGCACCUGGUCUCCGUGCUCUACGUGAUUAGCAAGAACUCCGAGGUCAACAAGAUGGACGCCAGCAAUCUCGCCAUCUGCAUCGGGCCCAACGUGCUGAGCCCGGAGAAUGAGCAAGACCUGUCCUUCGAAGCCCGGAGAGACCUGAAUGAUAAGGUUAAGACACUGGUGGAAUUCCUCAUCGAUAACUGCUUUGAAAUAUUUGGGGAGAACAUGCCAGGGCAUUCCAGAAUUGCUUCUGAUGACUCCCUGGAACACACUGACAGUUCAGACGUGUCGACCCUGCAGAACGACUCGGCCUAUGACAGCAACGACCCCGACCCUGACGCGGAGCCCAGCAGCGCCGGGGGGUCCCUGAGCAGAUGGCCCCCAGGGUCCUCGGACCCGGCUGCCGGCCUGGAGCCCAGAGGCCCACCGCACCCUUGGGAGCCUGUCCUCAGCAGUGCGCCCAGACUGAAAGGCUCCCUCGGGCAACCAGACAGGAGGUACUCGGACCCCAGCACGGCGGCAUCCUCGCAAGAGUGCCUUGAGGGCAGAAAAGCAAACCCGAAACUCACGCGAAGUGAGGAUGACUUCACCGUGACCCAGGCGGCCCCUCGUUUUGCAAGUGAGGAACCCGAGGACCCGUUUCCAGAGGAGGUGUUUCCUGCAGCGGAAGGCAAAACCCGGAGGCCACGAGACCCGAGGGUGCAGAGCCCGGCUCAGGGUUUGGUGUCACCGUGCACACUGGCCCCCAAAGCCGCCUCCAGCGGCUCCCUGGACGUGCUCUCCGACAGCUCACGCCUGGCUUCUCCUUCCACUCCCAAAAGAAACUUCUUCACCAGACAUCAGUCCUUCACAAAGACUGAGAAAAGUAAGCCCGACAGAGAAAUAAAAAAACACUCCAUGUCAUUCUCCUUUGCCUCUCACCAAAAAGUGUCAACCAAAACCCGCAGCUCUGCUGUGGCUGCAAAAUCCCAGGGCUGCACCAGAGACCAAGUAAAGAAAGGUCUUAAAAAAGAAAGCCAGCUCGCCGGCCGAAUCGUCCAAGAGAACUUGUCUGACGUCCACGGCCAAACAGCUGUGGACUUUAACUCGGGGGCCCACUCCCUCUCGGUGGAGAACGUGUUCCAGCUGGUGGAUCAGAGGAGCCCUGGCGGCCCCCCCUCUUACGAGGAGGCCAUUCGGCACCAGGCCUUGGAGCUCGCCGCCUACGGGAGCCAAACAGUUGGCAGCAUGAGGGCCAGGAUGCUGAGCCUGGACGCCCGGCUACCCCCUCCUCUCCCUGUCCACCACGGAGGGGACUCAAGAAAUACAUGCAGUCAGGAGCCACUGGACGGGCCCCGACUGUGGCCCAGGACUGAGAGCUGGAAGCAGAGCAGGACUGUCUGUGCUUCUAUAGACAUGGCAGGACAGGUGACUGUCACCAGGAGACCUGAGCUGCAUCGGCCGAGAACUGUGUCCGAGUCUCAGCAGAAGAACAAGCAGGCCCUCCUGGCCCGGCGGUGUAGUCAGCCCGUCUUUGAUGCUGAUCAGUUCCGAUUCGCUAAGGAAUCCUACAUCUAG
Messenger RNA from Eubalaena glacialis (North Atlantic right whale), 2172 nucleotides. RefSeq names its product T cell activation RhoGTPase activating protein (gene TAGAP). The record is from RefSeq and is a predicted model, not a curated record. Lineage: Eukaryota; Metazoa; Chordata; Mammalia; Artiodactyla; Balaenidae. Gene Ontology annotation, biological process: regulation of Rho protein signal transduction; signal transduction. The transcript has 9 exons. Bases 1 to 2172 code for a protein of 723 amino acids. Gene Ontology annotation, molecular function: GTPase activator activity.